Penaeus vannamei (Pacific white shrimp) is the source of this 481-nucleotide messenger RNA. RefSeq names its product cytochrome c oxidase subunit 7A, mitochondrial. Gene Ontology annotation, biological process: mitochondrial respirasome assembly; regulation of oxidative phosphorylation; mitochondrial electron transport, cytochrome c to oxygen. Lineage: Eukaryota; Metazoa; Arthropoda; Malacostraca; Decapoda; Penaeidae. The record is from RefSeq and is a predicted model, not a curated record.
AAUUGACUCCAUUGUACCCUCCGUCGGCCAUCUUGGAUCCAGAGUGAGAGACAGACACAAGAACCGCCAGGAUGAACGUCGCUCGCGCUGCUGUCCGCACCUUCACCUCCACCUCAGCCCGCCGAGCUGCCACAGCAACUCACCCUGGCUAUGGCAAGAUCCGCAGCACCAUGAACAAAUUCCAGAUUGACAACGGAAUGCCCAUUCACCUGAAGGGAGGCGUUUUCGAUAACAUUCUGUUCGUAAGCACCUGCGUACUCAAUGCCGUCGGUAUUAGCAUGACUCUGGGAUUCAUAUACGAUAUGAGCUUCCCCAAGAAGGCUGAGUAAAGACUCAAUAGAAGAAAAAAGUUAUUUAUAUCAUCCUUCAACAAGACGGGUGCUUAAUAAUCUCGUGUAUAUAUGUCGGUCAUUGACAGAGUAAUUCCAUUGACAUUAUCAUAAAACUGUACAUGCCAGAUCAAUAAAUUUUAGAAAGGGAA